Molecule: messenger RNA, 3588 nt
Organism: Closterium sp. NIES-65
Lineage: Eukaryota; Viridiplantae; Streptophyta; Zygnematophyceae; Desmidiales; Closteriaceae
Source: the annotation of a GenBank genome assembly
AUGAGCGGCGAGGGAGAGACGGAGGUAGGCGUGGAGGAGGAGGAAGAAGAGGAGAAAGGGAGCACUGCAGGUGGCGGUGAGAGCAGGGAUGCGAAGGGGCAGCGGAAUGAGGAGGAAGAGGAAGAAGGGGAAGGGGAGGAGGAGGCGGAGGAGGAGGAGGAGGAGGAGCGUAGACGGAUGGAGAGGCAACGGAAGAGUGGCAAGAAGAAAAAGAAGGGGAAGGGGAAGAAGAAGGGAGGAACGGGAGGAGGGGGAGAGGAUACAGGAGGAGUGGGAGGGAAGCAGAGGAACUUAGAUCGAGGUGGAGGGGGAGUCGGAGGGGCAGGAGAAGACACUGAAAUAGAGCGCGCUUUGGCUGCCAUCGAGGGCCAAGCAGCAGCAGCAGCAGUAGCGACACCAGCGGAUUCUAUGACGUCAUCAGCAGCGGCAGCGGCAGCUGGGGGGGGUCCUGUGACGUCAGCGCGGCCGCUUCUAGCAGUGGAGACCCGGUUCCUGCGAGCAGAUGACGAGCUGAAGCGCAUCUUUGGCUCUAAGGUGAUCCGGCAGGUGGAGAGGCAAGCAGGGGGCGGAGAAGGAGGCGCAGGAGGAGCAGGAGGGAUGGCCACGUACCGCGCGGCGCAGCACCUGUUUGAGCAGACGGUGGCGUCGCACGACCCAAACCAGCUUGGGCUCUUCGUGGCCCACCACCCCUACCACGUGGAGGGGCUGUUGGCCCUCUCCGAAGUGUACAAACAGGUGGGCGAGGUGCAGACAUCAGCAGACCUCCUUGAGAGAGCGCUCUUCCUGCUGGAGGCGGCGUGGCAUCCCUGGUUCAACCCCUCGCUGGGCACAUGCUGGCGGCGUGGCAUCCCUGGUUCAACCCCUCUCUGGGCACAUGCCGAGUUGAGCGUUCAUUGCCGCUCUUCCUACUGGAAGCAGCAUGACAUCCCUAGUUGGUUCAACCCCUCGCUGGGGACUUGCCGCUUGAAGAAUUCCCACGAGCCCAAUCGAGCACUCUUUGACGCUCUCUUCCGUCACAUGCACCACAUGGGUCGCAGGGGCUGCUGGAGCUGCCAUUUUCGUCUCGUGCGCCUUUCACCCUCCCUUUUCUCCCCCAACCAGCUUGGAGCUCGCCCACGAGCCCAACAGGGCGCUCUUCGAUGCUCUCUUCCGUCACAUGCACCACGUGGGUCGCAGGGGGCUGCAUGGGCUGCCGUUCUUCUCUCAUCCCGGUGCCUCCUCCCCACCCCCUGUGUCUCAUGUCUUGAAGCACUGUUUGCUUUGCCUGUCCCAUUCCCUCCCGUCCCCAGCUUGGAGUUUUCCCACGAGCCCAACCGUGCUCUCUUUGACGCGCUCUUUCGCCACAUGCACCACGUGGGACGCAGGGGCUGCCACCGCGCUGCCUUUGAGCUCUGCCGCCUGCUGCUCUCAUUAGACCCGGACACCGACCCGCUCGGUGCCCUGCAGUGUCCUCCACCCAUCUUUGCUCUCAGAGCACGCCAGCUCACCUCCUCUCCCUGCCUCCCUUAUCCCCCCUCCCCCCCAACCCCCUUUUCCCCCACGCUCAACCCCCUUUUCCCCCACGCUCAACCCCCUUUUCCCCCACGCUCAACCCCCUUUUCCCCCUCGCUCAACCCCCUUUUCCCCCACGCUCAACCCCCUUUUCCCCCACGCUCAACCCCCUUUUCCCCCACGCUCAACCCCCUUUUCCCCCACGCUCAACUCCCUUUUCCCCCACGCUCAACCCCCUUUUCCCCCUCGCUCAACCCCUUUUCCCCCACGCUCAACCCCCUUUUCCCCCACGCUCAACCCCCUUUUCCCCCACGCUCAACCCCCUUUUCCCCCUCGCUCAACCCCCAACCUCCCACCCCGACAACUCCCCUCACCCAUCACACCUCCCCACUCUCCUACGCUCUCAGAACACUCACCUCCUCUCCCAUCCCCACCCCCCUGUCCCCCGCCCUCACCCCUUUCCCCUCCCACCCAUCCAUCAUUGCACAGAUAGACUUCUAUUCUCCCAGAGCACGCCAGCCCACCUGGCUGCACAAUUUUUCACGGCUCUUUCUCCUCCAUGCUCCUUUGUUGCAUUGCAUUGCAACCACCCCCCCAACGCCCGCUCCUCUCUCCUCCUCUUCCCCCACCCUUGUUCUGCACGGCUGCACGACCUCUCUGCUCUGUUUUCCCCAUGCUCCUUUCUCUCUCCCACUUGUACCCCUACCCUCACCCUCCCACCCACCAUGCAUAGACUUCUACGCCCUUAGAGCGCGCCAGUUCACCUGGCUGCAUGAUUUCCUUUUCAGCUUUAUGCAUCACCUCCACGACCGCUCCCCUUUCCACCCUUCCUCCCCUCCUCCCCUCCUCCCCUCCUCCCCUCCUCCCCUCCUCCCCUCUUUCCAUCUUCCCCUCCUUCCCCCUUCCCUUCUUUCCCCCCUCCCCUCCUUCCCCCCUCCCCUCCUUCCCUCCUCCCCUCCGCCCUUCUUCUCAUCCUCCCAUCCCCCCCUCCUCGCUUCCCCUCCUCCCACCAGAUACGUCCUCAACGGGAUGCUAGAGAAGGCCGACGCAUCAGCCAACGCGUCGGCUGGAAUUCAGAUCAAGACCAACGCAUCCUGGACCUACGUCCUCAAUGGGCUGGUAGAGAAGGCCCCGAUCAAGACCGACGCAUCCUGGACGUCCAUUCUUAAGCACCCGCUCUUUGCCAGGACGACACCUGGCAGCGCGACAUUGGAGCAUCUGGUGCGGCUGUACGUGGAGGCUCCCCUCUGUUCCUCCCCUCCCCUCCUCUACGGCUGUACGUACGUGCUCAAGGGGCUGGUAGAGAAGGCUCCGAUCAAGACCGACUCUUCGUGGGCCCAGAUCUUGAAGCACCCGCUCUUCGCCAAGACGACACCUGGCAGCGCGUCAUUGGAGCAUCUGGUGCGGCUGUACGUGGAGCGCAGUGCUGUGCUGUGGCGGGGGGAGGGCGUGCAAACGCUGCUGAAGCGGGUGGCGGGUGACGUGGUGGCGACGGUGGAGAGGGAGAGGCGGGCAGGCGGAGGGGACGGGGAGAUGGAGAGCUGGAAGUGCGUGCGAGAGGUGUCCUUCCCAUCAGGCGCUAACGCAUACCGCCACCUGCUGCUAUCCGACUUUUCCGACGCCGCCCCCACUCUGCCGCCCGAGGAGCUCAUGGCGAUGCAAGAAGACGAAGCCGGCCGUCAGCGCCGCCCGGGAGCCCACGGCCUCGGCUUCUUGAUUGGUGCAGGCGCUGGUGCUGCUGGUGGGGGUGGGGGCGGCGGAGGGGGAGGUGGAGGGGGAGGAGGAGGGGGAAUAGGUGCAGGAGGGGCAGGGGGAGGAGGGGCAGGGGGAGGAGGGGCCGGGCAAGGGCAGCAGGUGGAUCUAGCAGGGCGGAACCCACUGAUGGUGUUUCUAGAGGCGAUGCUACCGUGGAACGACUUUGGGGGAGCUGGGGGUGCCGGGGGGGACAUGGGGGUGAAUGUUGAGGCACAGCAGGCUGCUUUGGCUGCUGCUGCCGCUGCAGCUGCUGCUGCUGCUGAUGAUGAUGGUGAUGGGGAGGAGGAUGAGGAUGGAGACCAUGAUGAUAUUGAAGAGAUUGAAAUGGAGGAGAGGCGAUAG